Carassius auratus (goldfish) is the source of this 5183-nucleotide messenger RNA. RefSeq names its product zinc finger protein 438-like. Bases 640 to 2862 code for a protein of 740 amino acids. Gene Ontology annotation, molecular function: DNA-binding transcription factor activity, RNA polymerase II-specific; sequence-specific DNA binding. Gene Ontology annotation, cellular component: nucleus. The transcript is spliced from 7 exons. NCBI's taxonomy places the organism in Eukaryota, Metazoa, Chordata, Actinopteri, Cypriniformes, Cyprinidae. The record is from RefSeq and is a predicted model, not a curated record. Gene Ontology annotation, biological process: regulation of transcription by RNA polymerase II.
UUAUAGGCUAAUAUAGAUGGUGUUUGCUUAAAUGUCGCGCUUUACAACAAAAACGAUUGUAUUUUAUUUUGAAAUGUAUGAUUUCGGAUUCUCUAUAUUGCGCAUAAGAUAAAUACCCCUUACUUCCACUUUGUAAGAGCCACCGUUUGGGACUUGAGGUCUCGCCCAAAAAUGGCUGUGGAGAAACAGUUAUGAAGAUGUGUCGAUCUACUCACCUAAUUAAUGUGGCGCGUGCUUCAAAUUAACCAAGAGUCAUCUGAUCGAGCCGGAGGACAUUUCUGGAAGACAGGAAAGGGUUACUUUCCAUGUUUCCUGUCCAAUUCCCCCAGCUCCAGCUCCUUUCGGAUCACUUUCUUCAUACUAAACAUUCCCAGGCUCCCAUAACCUCCUGGCUUCCUUACACUGGCCAAGAGAGAUCCCAGGCUUUUCAUUAGACAUCACUGGAGCAGGGCCUCUUCCCUUCGGUCACAUGGCUGGUAAUAAUGACAUCACUGAAGCUCACCAACCGAAGUUUAAUACCAGAGUCCAGGGCUGAAAGGUGAGUGGAGGGCUGUGGAAGGACAAGAGGAGGAAGAAGAGGAUUGUGGGCCGUCUUGGGACAGCGAAACUGAAGAUUCUUUGGGACCUUCAGUGACAGACAUGAAAACCCAAGAGCAUCGUUCCAGCCCUCUGAAAUCACACACACAAAGUGAUGCUCGGCCCCACUCCCAAAUGAAAGGUCUCCAGUUUCGCAGCAUUGCCCCCAAAGCCCCAGCAGUGAUUCCAUCCUCUGCAGUUCUAUGCUGCCAACCUCCCUCAGCCCUUCCAGAAGCAUCCACGGCUGUCAGCCCCAAAUCCAUCCUUGUCCCUGCCCAGAACUAUGCACUCAUGCAGGUGGCUGGACAAGAGGGGACCUUCUCAUUGGUGGCCUUACCUCAGACACAACAGCAACAGCCAAUCCAGAAGAACCUUAAGCUGCCUAUUCCCAGAUACCAACCGGUGCGAAGCAAGAGCGCUCCAGAAAAAGGCUGUAGCAAGAUGCUGAGUCCAGCCAAGCUUUCUGCAACCGUACAAGCUCAGUCACCUGCUGUGAAAUCAGAUCAGAGUUCAGACCCAGUAUCAGAGCAUCUUGUUUUGAUUGAUGCUCGUUUAUCGUCUGAAAACAACGUUGGGCCCUUGCUCCCAGGAUCACAUACAGAACAAAAAGUGGAACAAAAAAGCAAUGCCGGUCCACUCAAUAACCACCACUAUCCUUCUGGAACCUCCCUUGUUGCCCCUGUCAAAAAAAUCUCACCAGUUAAAACCCAAAUAGAAGGUCAAGCCACGGUUGGCAGUGCCAUCACACUCCUCUCACCCACUAUCUUUAGCAAAGCUGUUCAGAUCAUUCCAUCUCCACCCAAGGGCAAGCUGCCCAUCCUGCCCUAUGCCAAGGUGAAGAACUCUCUGCUGGCACCAACCAGCCUUGCCAGCACCCUAUUCUCAGAAAAGCAGACUGGAGCCAAAAGCAGCUUGAAAAGCCCUCCAGACAACAAAAUCAAGUCGACAGACAGCAAAGUUCAAAGUGAAAGCCCAAGUCUAGACCACAACAACUCCCAAAUCAAGAAACCUCCAGGCAAGAAACGGGGGAGGAAGAGAAAAACUAUGGAGGAUAUUCUAGCCUUCGAAGCCCGAAAGAAGAGAUCCUUGUCGUUUUUUAGAAGGAGGGUACCUGAGAAACCUCCAGCUGGUGUGUCGAAUUCUUCCUCUCAAGAGAAGCUGCUUGACAUAUCCAAAAAGUAUCGAAGUAUUCGUCCCAAACCGGUACUGGUAAUGGAAACCACUAUUCCACAACUUGUUCCACUCCCUUCCUUGUCAGCAUCAGAGAACCUUGAUCAGGAGCUCAUAUUAGGACAGCAGAUAUCAGGAAAACAAUCGAGUGCUCCACUGUGUUUGCAAGCUACUGAUCAGCAGCCUGUGGUAGAAUGUAAAAGUGGUGGAGGAGUGAUUUACACAAGAAGUCAUCCGCUGCAUCGUUGUCCUACCUGCAACAGGUGUUUCCAGUUCAAACAUCACUUGCAGAGCCACAUGAACAGCCACAGUAACCUGCGGCCUUACGUCUGCCCGGUAUGCAGGAAGGCCUACGCUCACUCAGGAAGUCUUAGCACUCAUAUGAAGCUCCACCAUGCGGAAAGCAGGCCCCGGAAGAGCCUUUGCUGUGAAUUCUGUGAGAAGUCUUUUGGCUAUGUGGGUGUCUACUUCAGCCACUUGAGAGAGGUGCACCGGGUAAUACUAACUGUUGAACCGUCCAUCAGUCAACACGAAGAAAACAUGUCUGUAGGAGAGUUUUCGGAAGCUGGUGAACAGGCCUCAGAACAACGUGUUGACCCAGUCGAGCUACAAAUUAAGUGUGGCCGCUGCCAGGCCAUCACCCCUACCUUUGCUGACAUGAAGCUGCAUUUGUUGUAUGUGCAUGAAGAGGAGGUCCAGGUGCAAUUGAGGGAUGGGGCCAUUCGUGGGGGCCGUGAAGCAGAGGAUGAACUGGUCAAACAUGCAGCACAUUACUGGAGGCAGCUCAAUGAGAAACGCAACCUAGUGCACAGCGAUGAGGAGUUCUUCUCCUUUUCCAAGUUCAAACGCCACCACCAUUCUCACCAUCAAGAAGCCAGAGAGAGUCAAGAAGAGGAGAUGAUAGGUAAGGAGGGCCGUGUAUUAAAGGGCCUCAGUAAAGGUUUAUCCCUGAGGGUGGGAUCUCACUUUAACUGCAUCCUUUGCAGUAAGGUGUUUAAUAAGAAACAGGACGUUAUUGAGCAUUGGAGGGCACAGCACAACUGUGAAAAUCCCACCCUUCUAUGGGAUGUCCUGGACUUCAAAGGGGAGAGCAAGCUUACUGAUGGGCCAAAUUAACUGCAAAUGGGUAAUUUAUUAUUUGCUCCAUGUGUCAACUGUGUGGUUUAUGCAAUGACGUUAAUGCAAAAAAAAAAAUCACUAAUAGACUUUUUAUGUUGUUGUUUUGUUUUGCAGUUUUUUAACAUCACAAACGUUGUUUUGUUAUGCUUGAAUUUCGUUAUGUUUUAUGUUUGGUCUUUUUAUUUAACGUGCAUUAAAGCAGAUGAAAGUGAUCUAUAAAAUUCACUAACCAUAAAUUCAGUCUUAAACAUAACUGUGGUCCAGGUGCAGAUGUUACAUUACUGCCAGCAAAUAGAAAAGCCUAGAGAUGAUAAUUAUAAUUUUUAAGGUUUGUGGACACAGUGUGUUAGUAACUGCUUCAGUUGAGUGAAUAAGGUGAAGCAGACUAACAAAGGCUCAUCAAAAACACAUUGCCACUCAGACAAAUUGAAAAUUUGCUAUAGUCUGAAUACAAAUGGGGAAUGAUUAGCAUGCUUGAAACAACAUGUCAAAGAACAUUCAAAGUAACACAAAUUAUCAGUGACAUUCGACAAACACAUAUACAUAAUCACACCGUUUCAGUCCACAUUCCACAGCUAAAAUAAAUACUGCUAAAAAAACUCAGCUUUUAGACAAGCAGGACAACUAGUAAGGAUUUAAAAUAUAAUUAAGAAAAUAAUACACUCAGUUUGGCCAGUUUUAACUGUUAAAUUUAGUAUGAAUGUGUGUAAAUUGAGUGUUUCAUGAAAUUUUCUGUGUUGUUUUUUGGAUGGAAAUAUUAUGUUUAAAAAUAGUUUUUUUUUAUGGUGAAAUGUGGUGAUUUAUUUAAUCAAUUUAUAUUAUCAGCCUAUUCAAAAAUAUUUCUAUUCAUAAAAAAAAUUCAGGGUAAAAAAACAAACUAAUUGUUAUAUAUGUAUAGAUAGAUAGAUUACAAAUAUAUCUAAAAAAAAAAUAGAGUAUACAACUGUAUAUUGACAAUAUAUAUUUACACAAAGACCCCCCUUGCUGUUUUGAUCUAAAAAAUUAACAAUGAAAUAUAUUUACAUGUUACAGUGUCUUAAAUGUUAAACCGGCUUUAGCUACAUUACCAGUCAAAGAUUUGAGCACACUUUUUGGCUGAUGAUUAAAUGUUAAAAUACAUUUUUAGGCCUUACAUAAAUGACAUGUGUGUAAUCUCUUCAUUAAAAUGCAAAAAAAAAAAAAGGAUGAUGGGACCGAAUAGUAAAGAAAGCAGCCAACAAGUGCCCAGCACACAUGGCAUCUCCUUUAGUGUUUUUUAUUUUAAUUUUAAAAAUAAAAUAAAAUAAACACAAAAAAAAUACCUUCCCAGGUGGAUUCUUCAUUACUUUGUUGAGAGAUUGCCCAGAGUGUGUGGAGCUGGAAUCUAGGCUGCUUAAAAGCAUUUAGCAGUCUGGAAGAGUCCAUUCUAGUUUCCAAAAGUUACAGCCAGUUUGCCGGUUUUGGGUGGUCCGAGUUGACAAAUUUGAGAAAAUCACAGUGUGUAAUAGGUGCAUUUUUUUGCCUCAGACAGUGAUUUAUUCCACUUGGAGGAAAUCAGACAAAUUGGAUAUUUUUAGCCCAUUUUAAGUUUGUUUCAGUUUGUUGUGUUUGGAACGACUUCCAAAUCUUUUAGUUUACAUGUUCUAGUCGACCAGUGUAUGAAUCUGUUCAGUCUUGUAGCAUAUUCCAGCCUUAAAAUAAAAUAUAUUUUAUUUAUUUUUUAAUAGUUGACUUUACUACUCUGAAAAAUAUAGACAUUCAAAGAAUGUGUGUUCAAACCUUUGACUGUUGUCGUGAUCUACUUUACAUCUACUCUACUUUUUUUGUAAAGCAAACUGAUAGUUCACUAACAUUACAUUCUUGACACAAAACGGACAGCAAAUCUCAAAGCACCAACUCAUUUGUCUUUCAAAGUUGAAUUCAUAUUUUAGAUAACCUUAAGUCAGUAAUGUUGAUCUUAACAGUCAGUAAACAGAUAAAUGCUGCUUGUCUUGUUGAAAUUACCCCGCCAGUGUAGGACUUGUCUUUGGUGGAUUGCUCCUGACUUACCUUCAAAAGAGAAUGAAAAGAAAUGACUUUGUUUCAGAUGUGGUCUUAUUAUACUUAAAGUGAUUGAUUGUUUAGUGAAUCGGUUUCACUUUCACAAGCCAGUAAUGACACAAACAGUCUGGUAGCAUUUCCAGUUCUGAAGAUUUCCCCGCCACUGUGAUAGAUAAACGUGUCUGUUUGUGGCUUUAGAUAAAGUAAGCCCUAAAUAGCAUUUGUACGAGAGCGAGCAUUGUCCCUGCAUUAUUGAUUAUUGGUGCCUAAAUAAAAAAAGAAAUGAAUAACGACAGUAA